AUGAGCUUUACACAACUUGCAGAUUUGGUUAAACGUAACCGUGCCAUUGACAUUAACCCACCUCCUUCAGAAUCAGACAUCAACUUAACCAGCCACGGUAGUGAUUGGUUGUGGGCAGCCUUUUCGGUGUUUGCUUUGCUUGCAAUUUGCCAUGGAUUCAUCUACAGCUUGACUAGUGUGCGCAAAAGCGGCAUCAAGAAAUCGUUGUUGACAAUCCCCUUGUUCACCAACGCAGUUAUGGCGUUUGCUUACUACACGUAUGCUUCCAACUUGGGUUACACCUGGAUCGACACCGAAUUUCAUCAUGUGUCCACCGAUAGAGGACUUUUUGCACGCCAAAUCUUCUACACCAAGUUCAUUGGCUGGUUCUUGAGCUGGCCAUUGGUGUUGGUCAUCUUCACCGUGACGACGCAUACCAGCUUGACCGACGACAGAGAAGAUAUUUUGAAGAAGGCGUUGCAGGUGUUUUCCGCCAUCUUUACCAGGUUCUUGACAAUCGAGGUGUUUGUUUUGGGUUUGUUGAUUGGUGCUUUGAUCAGGUCGACCUACAAGUGGGGUUACUUUACUUUUGCUACAGUGGCUUUGUUGUUCACCAUCUAUCUCAUUUGCGUUGACUUGCACAGAAGCUUCCAGUCUGUCAACAAGAGUUUAGUUGCUAACUUGGUUAUUAUUCUUGAGAUUGUUGUUUGGAUCUUGUAUCCGGUGUGCUGGGGUUUGUCAGAGGGUGGUAAUGUGAUCCAACCGGACUCGGAAGCUGUGUUUUACGGUAUUUUGGACCUCAUCAACUUUGGAUUUGUCCCGGUGAUCUUGACCUGGAUUGCCGUCAACACCAUCGACGAAGAUUUCUUCAGCAAGGUCUGGCACUUCCACUUGAACAACAAUGUAACCACAGAACCCGAUGCUGAGAAGUCUGUGGGCGACAACACUCCCAGACACUCUGGCGACACGACAGUGGCACCGGCAGGGGUGCACCAAGAAGAGGAGGAGCAUGUCUAG
Lodderomyces margitis is the source of this 996-nucleotide messenger RNA. It is a transcript of the gene HSP30, whose product is annotated as Hsp30p. The record is from RefSeq and is a predicted model, not a curated record. Bases 1 to 996 code for a protein of 331 amino acids. NCBI's taxonomy places the organism in Eukaryota, Fungi, Ascomycota, Pichiomycetes, Serinales, Debaryomycetaceae. Gene Ontology annotation, cellular component: plasma membrane; endoplasmic reticulum. The transcript has a single exon.